UUCUAUUCAAACCAUCACAACUUACAAAACACUAACCAUGGCUUCUUCACAAAUGUCUCUUCUUAUUGUCGCCCUACUCGCACUCACUGCUUCAACCUCUGCAAUCCCGACAAUAUACGAUUUGGUUAACCAAUUUGGAUUCCCAUCCGGCAUUCUGCCUGAUUCCGUCGAAUCUUACUCCACAACCCCAUCAGAUGGGGAAGCCUACACCUUCGCCGUCUACCUUAAGAAACCAUGCUACGUCAAGUACGAUUACCUUGUUCACUUCGAAAGUGAGAUCACUGGAAAGAUCAGCAACGGUCAAAUUACCGAGCUGAAAGGGCUCAAGGCUCAAUCACUUUGGUUUUGGUUAAGCAUUGACCAGAUCAAAAUGGAUGGCAGCAGCCUCCAGUUCACUCUUGGGCUUUUGACUGUAAAGUCUGAUAUCUCAUUCUUUGAGGCCAUUCCUACUUGCAAAGACAAGGCCCUUGCCGCUUGUGAUCAAUCUACCAAUAAACUUAUCUCUCAGCUUCCACUUAAGUUGGAGUAGACGUCGCAUCGGAUCGAGUUGUUUGAAGCUAGUUGUCGCUGCAUAAGAAGCAUGAUGGCGAUGGUUAUUCGGUUUUUGUUGUAUGAAUAAACCCAGAUUGUAAUCUUGUUAUAAUAAAUGUACAACUUGGUGAGUUAAUUGAAAGUUUGUUAAUGAAA
This is a messenger RNA of Helianthus annuus (common sunflower), 687 nucleotides long. RefSeq lists its product as uncharacterized. The transcript has 2 exons. Bases 38 to 529 code for a protein of 163 amino acids. NCBI's taxonomy places the organism in Eukaryota, Viridiplantae, Streptophyta, Magnoliopsida, Asterales, Asteraceae. The record is from RefSeq and is a predicted model, not a curated record.